Messenger RNA from Ahaetulla prasina, 4938 nucleotides. RefSeq names its product ligand of Numb protein X 2-like. Bases 302 to 2362 code for a protein of 686 amino acids. Lineage: Eukaryota; Metazoa; Chordata; Lepidosauria; Squamata; Colubridae. The record is from RefSeq and is a predicted model, not a curated record. Gene Ontology annotation, molecular function: protein binding; ubiquitin-protein transferase activity; metal ion binding. The transcript has 10 exons.
UCUCCUGCUUUCGACGCGCUCGCCGCUCGCCUCCUUUUCCCGCUGCCCGGAAACUCGCUGGCACCGGCGGCGGCGGCGUUGGCGGCAGUGGCCACGUUGCCCGGGCCGGCUGGCCGAGCGAACAGGCGGGCGGCGGGGCGACGAGGAGAAGGAAGGGCAGCAGCCCCGCCGCGCGCCCUGAGGCGGCGCCCCUCCCCCCCCCCGCCGCCAGGUGAGGAGGCUUCCCUUCAGGAACUUGCUCUUUAUCAUCGCCAGUGGAAAGGAGGAUCAGCUGACGUAAGCUCAUCGGUGGUUUGAAGUCAUGGCCAAUCCUGCAGGAGAAGAACCUGUCUCUAAAUCUGGAGAACUUUGCCAUGAAUGUGGACAAAUUCACUUGUUGCCCGACAACCAUCUUUAUAACUUCCAGGAUGAAGUAGAUGAUGACUUGACUUGUCACAUUUGCCUCCAGCCUUUGCUCCAGCCUAUGGACACCCCUUGUGGACACACGUACUGUUUCAAAUGCCUUGAAAACUUCAUGCAGGAGUACAGCUUCUGCCCCAUGGAUCGGAAGAAACUGUCCUUCCAGAACUGCCGGAAGUCUAGCUUGUUGGUGCGGAAUCUGCUGGAUAAGCUCCUUGUCCUUUGUCCCUUUCAAGAAGACUGUGCACAGACGAUGCAGCGAUGUGAACUCGAAGGUCACUUGCAGAACAGGUGUCCUGGCUUCAAGAAAUACAUGGAGCGUCUGGAAAGGAAGAGGAAUCCUCGGUCCAGGAUGAAGGGAGAUUCUCUUUCUAGGGUGGAAGCAAAGGCUGUAAAAGAUCCUGAAGUAUCAAAUGGAGUGUCCUCUUCAGCGACUGGAGGCUCGGUAGCUGCCGUUGUGUCGCCAGAGACCCCAGAUCCUGGCCUGGUUAACCCAGCCUUUGAUGGGAGUGAAGAAGAUUUACCUCAGAGAGCGAGUCUUGUGGCGGAGACAAACACUGUCGAAAUCCACCGAGAGACCCCCGAGGAAGAGCUUGGCAUGCGUAUAGUUGGUGGCAAAGACACUCCUCUCGGGAACAUCGUUGUGCAGGAGAUAUUUCAGGAUUCUCUGGUGGCUGCCAAUGGGAAACUCGCACCUGGAGACCACAUCCUAGAGGUGAAUGGUGUGAACAUCAGCAGCGUGACCCACUGCCAAGCCAUCUCGCUCUUGCGUCAACCCUGUGAUGAGCUCCAUUUCCUGGUGCUCCAAGAAAAGGGCUUUACCAAUCGGACGGCUCCCCCGGUCGUGAACCAGGAAGUGGUCCAUGUUAUCCUCGUCAAAAGAGACCGAUCCGAACCCCUCGGCAUUAAACUGAUCAGAAAAACAGAUGAACCUGGGAUCUUUAUUCUGGACCUGUUAGACGGAGGGUUGGCAGCCAAGAAUGGGAAGCUGCAUCGGAAUGAUAAAGUCCUGUCUAUAAAUGGUCAGGAUCUACGCCAAGGAACGCCUGAAGCAGCUGCGCAGAUAAUUCAGAGCAGUGAAGCCCGGGUCAGCUUUGUGGUCCUCCGUCAGUCUGGGGUGCAGCAUCCGGAAGCCACUGAGGACAGCAGCAGCGCCUCCAACGCCAGCAGCAGCAGCAGCAGCAGCAACGGGGGAAGCCCUGUGCAGCACAGUCGCCGGAAGCCGGAGCAAAAUCACUUCCGGCGAAGAUCCAACUAUCAGAAGAUACUCCCCCAAGGAUACUUCAGCCAGGAAAAGGUGGUUACCAUAAAAAAGGACCCCAAAGAGUCUUUUGGGAUAACGAUAGGAGGAGGACGAGACGGCAAAGCAAAACUCCCUAUUUAUGUAACCAGCAUCCAGCCAGUUGGAUGUCUCUUGAGGGAUGGGAGAAUUAAGAAAGGAGAUAUUCUUUUGAGUAUCAACAAUAUCGAUUUGACUCAUCUGAAUUAUAACGAAGCUGUCUCUGCACUGAAGUCGAACGCAGCGUUGCAGACAGUGGUGCUGAAAGCGCUGGAGGUUGUAAUCCCAGAGAAGGCAUUGGAAGGGGCUGAGAGCCUGGACAGCAGGGAAAACGGGCACAGCUGGGCAAGCUGGUCUCCUCUCUGGAUCACCUGGCUCGGAUUGCCAAGCCAGCUUCACUGCUGUCAAGAUAUCGUCUUGCGCAAAAGCAACUCGGAGAGCUGGGGAUUCAGCAUAGUGGGUGGAUUCGAAGAAAGCAAAGGAAACCAGCCGUUCUUCAUUAAAACCAUUGUGCCUGAGACUCCUGCCUUCUGGGACCGGCGGCUGAAGUGCGGAGAUGAAAUUGUGGCUGUCAACGGAGUGUCUGCUGUUGGAAUGAGCAACAGUCAGCUCAUUCCGAUGCUGAAAGAACAACGGAAUAAAGUGACUCUGACGGUGGUCUCAUGGCCUGGCAGCCACGUCUAAGGUGCCAACUGUAAUAGGAUGCUUAAUUCAAACUGCCUUUGGGGGAACCUUUCCUUGGAGUGAAUCAACCAACCAGUGGCUGAGCAGGUCUCAGACAGGCUUCCUCCAAGGUGCAGGUUUUUCUACAGAAAAGGCAAAUGUAGCUUGUUGUUGAGUUUGAUUUUAGAUCCAUCUACUCGGUAAGCUAAAAACUGUCCUCUGAUAAGCGGCUCUGGAGGCAUCUUGUGCUGUGGUUAUUUUUUGUUGAACAGGGAAACUCUGAGCCACAGCCUGGUUCUCCUGAAUUCUUCUCUUAAACCUGCCGAACUAAAGUUCAGCAGGCUGAAACUCAACUGAUUGAUGGCCUUUCAUACGAUAAUCUCGGCUCUUCGUGAACUGAAGUAGCACCCUUCAAGAUACUAAUCAUUGCAACGGGUGAAUCAUUUAGCUCGGUCUCACUGUAGUUACUGGUGCCUUGCAAAGUAGGCGGCCUGGGAAGGCUCAGCCAUUGUUGAGGUGCAUUUAUGCCUCUUGCUCAAUCUGGUUGUUCAGCCUUGAGCCAGUCUCGAGACUUAUGUAAGGCUUCACAGCCUUCUUUGAUUUCAGGAGUUGCUUUCAAGGAGGUUUGGAAGCCCAACGGAAGGAUGUUCCUAUUCAGCCGAGCCCCCUUUCUGGGUUCCUCUCCUGUCACUUAUUUCCCAUGUGAGAGGGGGAUAUAAAUGAGCUCCGGAAGAGCGUAUCACUACUGAUGAAAGGCAGACUUUGGCCAUUUGAUAUACACUUAAAUAGAGGCUUAUUGUGUCUCUGCAGACAGUGGGGUUUUUUCAAGCAGGGCCAGCUGCCCUGUCCCUCCCAUGGGGUCUUGAAGGAGGAUUCUCUUCCAGCUCAUUCCCAUCCGACAAUCUCAUUAGGACCACAAUCCUGGUUGAGUUAGCUUCUUAUCACAGUAGCUCAUUAAGACGUCCAAAGAAAAUACUUAGGAGGAAAUAAAGCCAUCUACCCCUGCUUGUCCUUUCAAGGGCAUUCUCCCUCCCCAUGCAUAAAUUUGCAACCUCCAGCUGUCUUCUUUAUCUGCGGUUUAUGGGGGGGGGGGAGAGAAGAGAUGAACAGGUGUUCAGCGUACCAUCCUUACUUGCUUGGAAACAAGCCAUCAAAAGCCACCUCCCUGUGUUGUUUUCCUUCAAUCUGAUCCCUGCGCUGUUUGUUUUUAGAUGGGUCAUAUUCCUAAACUAAUUGAGCAUCUUUGUGAUUGCCUAACAAUCUUAGCAAGAUUGCUUUACAAGAAUGUCCUUUUGUUCAGGCCAGAAACUUUGUCCUGUGAACAGAUGCACAGCAAAUUAAAAAAAGGAAUAAGCAGCCCGCCCUAUGGAAAGAUAGCCAAACCUGUGCCUAAGGAAGGCCUUUGCUAUGUUUUCUUGCACAUGUGUGUAUGCACACAUAUGCUGGCACUUGAAGAUAAGACAUUUUCUUUUUGUAAAAGCAAUCUUUUUUCCUUAAAUAGCCUUAAUAAUUAUUUUCUUAAGCAUAGGAUACACUACAUUUAUUUCACUGGGUUGAAAACCUGCUUUCUGUUGUCCGUGCUCUACAAAGUUCCACGAUUUACGAAGGGAUUCCACUAGCCCGUUUGCAAAUAUUGUGUGGUUGUGGAAUAAGUUAGAGAAUUUAUUAGUUUGUCGUAAUUAGGAAAUUAAUAGGGCCUGCUACCUCCAAUUAAAAGGGAUUUCCUAGACCUUGAUUUGCACAGCAAUUUUAGGUUACUGAAACACGGCAACCUUCUACUACGAGGCUCUCCAACCUUGGCCACUUUAAGGCUUGUGGACUUCAACUCCCAGAAUUCCCCAGCCAGCAUGGAUAGCUGAGGAAUUCUGGAAGUUGAAGUUCACAAGUCUAAAAGCUGCCAAGGUUGGAGACCCUGCUGUACAAUGUGCUUCUCUCAUCUGCUCACAAGAUGGGUGGGUGGGAGGUACAUACAUCUCAGGAAACAACUUGCAAGGGGCUUCUGCUUCCCUCCGGACCUUCGCUUCCUGGAGGUUCCGGUGUGCCUCUCAGUUGGAGCCUUAUUUCAACUGAACAGCAAGUCAGGCUGACGAAAACACAGGACUUGGCAUUCACAGAGGCUGUGUGAAAUAGCUAAUAAACAAAAAAGGACUUAUGAUUUAUGUUUAAAUCUGAUUCAUGCUUGGAUUCUGUUGCCUCAUUUGAAUCUGGCAAGUAGGUACUAGUGCUCCAUUUAAGAAUGUUGAUUCACUUAAAAAUGUAUUUGUCAAAGUAUAUUUCUGAAAGUCAGUGUCUGCCUUCAGAUGUGCUUUGAAAGGAUAUUGGUCUGCCUAAUUGACUGACUUCUGUCUUUGAGUUUGAGUCCCGUGUGACCACUGUAAUGUGUGACUCUUGAAAUAGCUAUAAAAAGGAUUUUUUUCUCUCUCAAAUGAAGGGGACGUGCGUUUUCAUUUCAUUGUAUUCUCUGAUUUCAAUGUGCCUUCAACAAUCAGCAGGAAAUCUAGUAGCUACUGUAUUAUUUUGCACCAAAGAAUUUGUUGAAACUUGUAGAGACAUUUGUCAUUGCUCUGAUACAUUUAUAAAUUAUUAUUCUGAAGUUA